CUCUCGGCAUGGCUCGGUCAGGCAGGAUUUUCGGGAGGCAGCCCCGGGCUGAGGAGCUGCCCGUCUUUUCCGUGACGGGAGCAGGACGGCGGCUGGGCGCUCGUGGGGACACUCCGGCAGUGCCCAUCUCGGUGCUGCGACCCCGGAGCCAGCCAAGCUGCCGCUAACACACGGGGCAAGGCCACCCAGAGGCACAUCCUGCAGAGCCAGUGCUGCCUGCCUUGGGGUCGGGGCAGUCCUGAGGGUCCGCAACUUCUCUGCUCAGGUUCAUGUUACAGAUGGCCAUGAACCAGCCCCCAGCAGCAACCCCGGCGCGGGUCUGCACUGGAGCUGGGACAGCCGAGCACUGGCAGAAGCUGGCAUAACACAGAUUGGGAGUCCCCAACAGCCCAGGCCCUCCCGGACAUUGCCGUUUGCACAUGUGUCCCUCGCACGGGGGGUGCCGGAGAUACCCACGGCUCUGGCUGCGUGUGCAGGACGCGGGGAGCGGUGUUUUCGGGGGGAAGAAGGCUUCGUGUCCAGCCUGGAGGUGGCCAGGCGAGCCGCUGCCUGUGCCGCUGCUGGCAGCCAGCCGGGCUCGGCGGGACACCGACCUGCAUCCUCCCCGACCGUCCGUUCCGCUGUCUCCUCCCAGCUGUGAGCACAAGGAGUGGCAGUUGGGGGCUAUAUAAAGGCAGGGAAACCUCAGCCAGCUCAAAAGAAAGUCUUGGAGCUGGUGGUGUUCUCCCUCCCUCCUGCCUUCACGUGAUUCAGCUUCCCCACGCCGGGAGCCAAGGACAAGCCUCGCUGUGCGGGAUGGCUGCCGGCGGCUGCCUCCUUCUCCUCCUUUUGCCCUCGCUGCUCACAGCUUCACACAGCCCUCCUGGCUGUAAAAUCCGGAUUACUUCCAAGGGGCUGGACCUGGUGAAGCAGGAGGGGCUGCGCUUUGUAGAGCAGGAGCUGCAGAACAUCACAGUGUCGGACCUGCAUGGGAAUGAGGGGCAGUUCCAGUACAACAUCAGCCAGGUCAAGGUGACAGACCUGCAGCUGGCCUUUUCAGAUCUGAGCUUCCAGCCACAGCAGCACCUUGUCUUCAACAUCAACAAUGCUUCCAUUAGCCUACGUUUCCGCAGGCAGCUGCUCUACUGGUUCUUCUACGACAUUGGGUCCAUCAAUGCCUCUGCGGAUGGUGUCCACAUCUACACAGUGCUGCAGUUGGCCAAGGAUGAGGCUGGGCGCCUCAAGAUCUCCAAUAUGACCUGCAAUGCCUCCAUAGCGAGAAUGCACGCUGGCUUCUCCGGCACACUCAGGAAAGUUUAUGAGUUCCUGAGCACCUUUAUCGUCACAGGGAUGCGCUUCCUCCUCAGCCAGCAGGUACAGCUGAGCACAGAGAGGGGCUGUGGGAUGUUAGGGCUCAGCCCGUUGUGUGUGGGACAGGGCAGAGUUGUAUCCCACCCAUCUGCUGGGCCUUGUCCUGCCUCUGCAGCUCCUCAUCCAGUCCUGGGAGUGAUUCCCCUCAGCCUGGCUCCUUGCCUUGCAGAUCUGCCCAUCCCUGGAGCAUGCCAGCCUGGUGCUGCUGAACUCUUUGCUGGACACAGUGCCUGGUAUGUGUUGCCCUGGGAAAGGGACUGGAUCCCAUUCACUGUCGGGCAGACAGUGCUGGGCAUCAAGCUGCCAGGCAGCUCCAGGCUAAGUCACACCAGCACAUCUUCCUUGGCAGUGAGAAACUACGUGGAUGAGCAUAUUGGGAUUGACUACUCCCUCCUACGGGAUCCGUCCAUCACCACUGACACCCUUGAGCUCGACUUCAAGGGCAUGUUCUUCCCCCGGGUGAGAGAGGACCAGGAGCUGGAGAACCACGCGGUGGAGCCGGUGAUCAAAGAGACUGAACGCAUGGUCUAUGUUGCCUUCUCUGAGUACUUCUUCGACUCAGCCAUGCACUCAUACUUCCAGGCAGGAGUACUGACCAUAGAGCUCCAGGGGGAGAAGGUGCCCAAGGACCUGGAGGUUUUGCUGAGAGCCACAUUCUUUGGGACCAUCUUCAUGCUGAGCCCUUCUGUGGAUGCCCCGCUGCGGCUGGUGCUGCAGGUCUCUGCUCCCCCCCGCUGCACCAUCAAACCCUCGGGGACCUCAGUUUCUGUCUCUGCUUUCCUGAACAUCUCACUGGUGCCCCCGGAUCGCCCACCUGUCCAGCUCUCCAGCAUGGCCAUGGAAACCAAGCUGAGUGCCAAGGUGUUUCUGCAAGGGAAGGCCCUGCGUGUGCAGCUGGACCUACGACGGUUUCGCAUAUAUUCCAAGCAGUCAGCGCUGGAGUCGCUUGCGCUGUUCUCACUGCAGGCCCCACUGAAGACCCUGCUGCAGCUGACCAUCAUGCCCAUCAUUAACGAGAGGACAAAGAAGGGAGUGCAGAUCCCACUGCCUGAAGGCAUGGACUUCACCAGGGAGGUGGUCACCAAUCAUGCGGUAUGUGGUGCGAUAGGCACAGCCUGUGCCUCCAUGUCCUGCUGGGAAGGGCACUGUCACCUCCAGCCUUGCACUGACCCCUCUUCCCUCUGCAGGGAUUCCUCACAGUGGGAGCUGAUCUCCACUUCUCCAAGGGGCUGCGGGAGGUGAUUGAGAAAUACCGCCCAGUGCCAACCACUGCUGCCUACUCCAGCUCCCGGCCUGCAGAGCCCAGCCUGGACCCCAGCUCGCUCUAGCUCUCCUCCCUGGACCAAGGGCAGAUCCCGGGCUGGACCCGUAGACUGUAGGUAGGAAGCAGCUUCCCUGGUACCACCAGCACAUUGUCAGGGCGUCCAGGCCCUGGUUGGGCGCAGCAAGGUGGAGAGGGUGCUCUGGGAAUCCCUGCUGCAGCCCUGCUCAUUACACUAAUAAACCACCUGACUCCAACCACA
Molecule: messenger RNA, 2873 nt
Organism: Pyrgilauda ruficollis (rufous-necked snowfinch)
Lineage: Eukaryota; Metazoa; Chordata; Aves; Passeriformes; Passeridae
Gene: PLTP
Product: phospholipid transfer protein
Exons: 13
Coding region: 796-2592 (598 amino acids)
Biological process (GO): phospholipid transport; high-density lipoprotein particle remodeling; ceramide transport
Molecular function (GO): phosphatidylglycerol binding; phosphatidylcholine intramembrane carrier activity; phosphatidylcholine binding
Source: RefSeq, a predicted model, not a curated record